This is a messenger RNA of Lecanosticta acicola, 657 nucleotides long. The record is from the annotation of a GenBank genome assembly. Lineage: Eukaryota; Fungi; Ascomycota; Dothideomycetes; Mycosphaerellales; Mycosphaerellaceae.
AUGGCUGAGAAGAUUCUCAUGAACGAGUACAAGGACCUCUCGAAGCAGACGUGGACUAACAUUUCGCUUGUCAACGACAACGUCCGCACGUGGAGCGUCGCCCUCAUCGUCCUCAACCCUGACUCUCUCUACUACGGUGGCUACUUCAAGGCAAUCAUGAAGUUUCCCGAGAACUACCCAUACUCUCCGCCCAGCUUCCAAUUCGAGCGCCCGCUCUGGCAUCCCAACGUCUACCCAGAUGGCAAGCUGUGCAUCUCCAUCCUGCACUCGCCCGGCGAGGACGCGAUGAGUGGAGAGAUGGCAGGCGAGCGCUGGUCUCCCGUACAGCGCGUCGAGAGCGUCCUCAUCUCUGUCCUCUCAUUGCUUGACGACGCCGAGUGCAGCUCGCCCGCCAAUGUGGAUGCGGGUGUCCAGCUCCGCAACAAUCCGGACGGAUACAAGCAGCGCAUCGCCGAGGACCGGGAGAAGAGCAAGCAGGAUAUUCCGGCCGGAUUCGUCAUGCCAACUCAUGAAACAGCGUUCAAGAAGGAGGAGAAGGUCAUCGAUGAUUUCAGCUGGAGCGACAGUGAGGACGAGUUUGAUUUCGACAACAGCGACGACGAUGAGGAGAUGUUCGACGCCGACGAGGGAACCGACCAGGAGGAAGAUGAUGAGUGA